AUUGCAAAUCAGUACUUGUUGUCAAGGUAAAUCAUUUCAUACAUCGAAUAACUACUUUAAGUGGAGAUAUUUCAUACAUGCAUUCUCGUUGAAUCUUCAGAUCGGGAAAUGAAAAAACAACGUGAAAACCAGCAGAGAAGCACAUGAAAACGAAAACAGACAAAUACAGACAACUGUUUUCUCUGUUCAAUUCCAAGGAAUGGAAGAUCAGAAUAACAAAUUUAUUCCAAUUCCAAAACGGCAUCUUUAUCUUCAGAGGAAAUCAAAAUUGAGGAAAGUGUUCUAUACUCAAAUUCCUGACACUGUUGAUCAAUCUCAUCUACUGCGAGGAAUAUUACCAAAACAAUGGAAUGUAUCUCCCCCUGAGGCAAUUAUAGCAAUUACAGGAAUAAGUCACCAGUUCAACAUAAAAAACAAGCGCAAUCUAAAAAAAGAUCUUAUUGAGGCUGUCAAAAGCACAGGAUCUUGGAUUGUUACUUGUGGUACAGAAUGUGGAGUUGUAAAAUUUAUCGAGGACGCUGUUAACGACCAUGUUACUUUGACAGAAUACAACAUUCCAAUAGUUGGCUUGUUGUCAGAGGGAGUAUUAGAUGAAAUUGAACCCCUCGAAAGAGUGAUACAUGGAAAAGAAAAAAAAUAUGGAAAAAGCAUUAAAAUUCCUGUCAGUUCAACAAAGGAAUCAUUAGAUCCUAAUCACACACAGUUUAUUUUCCUUGGAGAUCCGGAUAUGAAACAUCUAACAGGCACUGCUUCAUCUGAAUGUAGAAAUACUUUCCAAAGAUUCUUAUCGAAUAUCAAAGAUGCAGAUUUCAAGACCAAAAUAUUUAACGACAAGCCGAGAAUAAUUGAACAUGACUCACACAGCAAAAAUGGUCAGUGUGAAACAAACGAAAUAUUGCCUGUUGUAUUGGUACUAAUUGAAGGAGGAAUUGAUGCAUUGGAAACAGUUUUGAGUGUACUGGAAAAUAACAAUCAUGUUGUUGUAAUUGAUGGAUCAGGAGGAGCAGCGAAUUUCCUCUCAACUUGUUAUCAAAUAGUCACUAGUUUUAAAAAGAAGACCAACGGAGAGCAAGCAACAUUGUCAGAUUCUAGUGAGGAUAUCAGGGAAUUAGUAAACCAAUGCUUUGAUGAUGAAUCGUUAGAGGAGGAGGCGGACACGCUAGCAAACAACUGUCUGAAGAAACACAAAUGGAUUCAUAUAUAUUCGUUAGAGAAAAAAUCCACCAAAGUAGCCGAGUUUAUUCAGAAUGCUAUAUUCAACACAUACAAAGAUUACUAUAAAAAUGAAGUCGACAAAGCAAGUGGACUGAAAAAACAUGAACUGAACAUCAAGGCAGUUAAGAAACAAUUGAAACUUGUUGAAAAAUGGAAAAGAUGUGAUAUUGCGACGAAAGAAAUCUUUAUUUCUAAACACCGAACGCAACUUACAUAUUUACAGACACUCGAUGAAAAAAGGAUGGGCAAAUUGCCAAAUGAAAUCAAACACGUAAUUGAUCAGGUUAGGAAGAAUUAUAAAAAACAUUCGAAAGAUCUCGCAAGCUCUUAUACGCAAUUCAAGAAGGAUAUCAAAGAAGGAAACGGGGAACACAAAUACACGGCGUUAUCAACAGCGUAUAACAAAUUGUUUGACCAUGUUGAACGAAUGCCUCUUGAACAUAUCAAAAGAUACAAGAAAGAGUUAUAUGAGAUUCGAAAAGAAUUCAAUGAUUUGCCAAAACAUGAACAAGAAACAAUGAACGAAUUGAAAAAGCUGCAAAAUUCCAUGAAAAACAAAAUGAAGCACUUUUUGGACGAGUAUGAAUAUAUACUCAAUAAUUUAGCAGACUCUUAUGAGAAAUUCAAGAAGAGUGUAUUACAGUUCGAGGAAGUAAACAAGAAACUAUACUAUUCGGCUGUAAAGAACUCGUUUAACAAGCUAGCGAAUAGUAUAUAUGUUGUAUCUGUUGAAGAUAGUAAAACACUCAACAAGAAAUUCAAGGAGAUAGAAGAAGAAUCCGAUGAUAUGCAGACAUUAAAUGAAGAAGAAAUGGCUGAAUUGGAAAAAACAAUUAAAACAAUUAUGGAAAAGAAUAGAAACAUGUCCAACAGUGUUUAUGGUGCUUAUGAACAUUUCAAGAAUGAUGUAAUACAGUUCAAAGAAGUUAAAAAGGAGAACUACUUCACGGACAAAAACAAGGCAAAAUACUUCACGAAUGUUUCAACAUCGUUAACAGAUCUUAUGAAAAGUAUGGAGGGUGAAUUUGAAGAAAUAAAACACGAUGAUAUCAGGAGGAUAAUACACGAAUUAGUUGAUGAAUACGAAAAAGACGGUGUUUCAGAUCUGUUCCAGUCAACACUCAUAGCAAGAAAAACAGACUUUGUCAUUUUGAUAAUGGAUAAAAUGGAACAUAUGAGUGCAUUUGUUCUAGGUUACCUACCAAAUGUGUUUAGGUUGUGCAUUGAUAGCGAAGAAGAUUCAGUGAUUCAGCUUAUUGAUCAGCAUUGGGAGAAAUUUCGCAAUAGCAACAAAGACAACGUGAAGAAGUUGACUGAGUUGGACAUUGUAACGGAUAGGCUACAGCAACGGAAAGACAAAAAAAACAACAGAAUACUUUUAGCUGUUAACAAUUUUAUCAUAGAUUUGUUUGAAGAUACAGAAUUUAAACUGUACGAAGUGAAAGAAGGGGAAGAGAUAGAUCUAAUUUAUAAAGACAAACCUUUCCAUCAUCUUUUUGUUUGGGCGGUUUUGGUAAAUUGUAGAGAAAUGGCGAUGAUUUUUUGGGAACUAGAAACUGAUCAUACGUGUGCUGCUUUAUUUGCAAGUGCUGUGCUGAAUGAAUUGGCUGAAAAGGCACUCUUUUCGAAACAUAUGCAUCACAGUGCAUCAUUAAAAGAAAAUGCUGAACACUUUGAAACUCUAGCUUGUAAUUUGAUGACUGAAUUGUAUAGCACUGACAGAGAAAGCGCUCUUAAAACACUGGUGACAAAGGUUGGUCGAUUCAAUUCUACACCUUUAAAGAUUGCUGUCUCGCAAAAACUGAAAAAGUUUAUGGCACACACAGCUUGUCAGGCACAGCUCAACAGGAUAUGGAGCGGAGAUAUUGCGGUAUAUACACCAGCUUGGAAGAUUGGUAUGGUAAUAUUCCUUCCCAUUUUGUUAAUUCAAAGCAUGGGCUUCAUUAUUAUUAAAAAGAAAAAAAAGGAGUCGAGGCAAAUAAGUCCAAGUCAAAGUGGAUCUGCGGACCAAGGUCAAAAUGGACUUGCAGGUCGAGAUCAAAACCGAGGUCGGAAAUCAGAAAAAAAUGGAGAUCCGAAACCAGGUCAAAAUCAAGAUUCGGACCCAAAAAGUACCCAAAGUAAUAAGAUAUUCAACAUGCUAUAUAGUGCAUACCGGUUUUACUGUGCGCCAGUAACAAAAUUCGUUGUCUAUAUGAUAACAUACAUGGCAUUUGUGGUGAUCUUUGCGAUAUUUGUCUUGACUGAUUUGUACCCUUUAUCCGAGAGUCCUCCUUCUAUACUUGAAUAUUUAACUUGGGUGUGGACUUUGUCAUUAGCAAUAGAGGAAAUCAGACAGAUAUUACAGACAAACAAGGGAUCACUACCAAAAAAUCUGAAGUUCUGGGCUAAAGAUUUCUGGAAUAUAUUUGACAUGUUGAUGUAUAUCCUGUUCUUGUUGUCUGUUGUGCUAAGAUGUUUACUGAAUUCGGAUGAUUUUUACUUUGCAAGAAUGUCUUAUGCAAUUACGUUAUCGAUGUUUAUCUUGCGCAGCAUGCAUUUCUUCUUCAUCCAAAGGUAUAUUGGGCCUAAAGUCGUAAUGAUAGGAAGAAUGCUUGGAGACCUUGGCUUUUUCAUUGCUCUGUAUGCACUGUUCCUAUUCAGUUUUGGAAUCAUGUACCAAGCUAUUUUGUUUCCAAAUGCGGUGUCAUCACCUUGGGAGAUGCUAAAAAAUCUUGUUUUCUUACCUUACUGGCAGUUGUAUGGCGAGCUAAAUUUGGAACAGAUUGAAGGUGCAGAGCCCUCAAAAUGUACGAAUGACCCUCAGCUAUACAUGAACGGAACAAUAGAUCGAUGCCCAGAAAGCAGCCAGUUCAACAUGCUUAUGCCGGCUGUGUAUCUAGUUCUGACCAAUAUUCUAUUAGUCAAUAUCGUUAUUGCGAUAUUUUCGCAAACAUUCCAAAAUGUACAAAACAAUUCUGAAAUGAUUUAUAAAUUCCACAUGUAUGCAUUGGUAUAUGAAUACCACGACAGACCAAUGUUUCCAAUACCAAUAGUAAUACACUUAUGGAGAAUCAUUGUAUUUUGUUAUUACAAAAUAAAGAGACCUACGAAAUAUGGAGGCGCUUUUGUACAUGAUGCAAAGCCUGAAGAAAUUGAAAAACUACAUAUUCUUGAAAAAAGUGCAUACGAAACUUUACAGAACGGACCUUACUAUACUCGUAAUAAAUAUGAUGCAAUGAAAAUGAUGACAGAUGAAAGGGACAUACUUAAAGAAAUCGACUCGACACCUACCCAGCAAGAUAUAAAGGAUUUACGACUAGAAAUGCAUCGAAUGAGAGAAUCGUUGAUUCAGGAGAUUCGAAAUUUAGAAUAUCAAAAACCAGUUAUAGUAUUAGAUAAUCGGCGAUAAUAUUGAAUUAAAAACAGUUGACUACAAUUUACAGAACAGAUUGUAGAAGCCGCUUUUACUUAUUAUAUCAUUGCAAAUAAUUACUGUUUCGAACCAAGUUAUGCAAAACUCUUUAAUAUCUAAUAUGAAAUACACAAAAACAAAUAGUGUACAAUGUUUAAAGGAGUUGAUUCCCUAAAGUUUAAUUAGUAUUAGAGAAGUGGAUCAUUUAUUGAUUUUUUAAAGCUUUUGUUUGUUUAAUUACCUAGAUGUGCAUUUUUUGCAGUACCAUGUGUUUUUAAAGGUCACUAUUUAAACUUGACAAGCGUUUUCGUUGCUUUUAAGUGGAUUGACUAUAUUCAAUUUUGAAAAUUAGUAUUACCUGUUUCCUUUGUUCAGAUAUGGUAAAGAUAAUAUGAAUAAUAUGAAACUGAUUGAUGAAUGAAUAAUGAAUAUUGAAUUUCCAUGUACUUCAUAUACGAGCGUUAAAAUGACAUUAUUUUUUUAUUCGGUAUAGCCAUUUCAGCUCUGAAAGAAUAUAAAAUAAUCUGAAAAAAUGAAAUCAAUAUUUUUGCCGCUGUUUACUUGCGCUUAAUUUAGUCAAGUCAACGAAAGGAAAAUAAGCGUGUUAAAAAGUGCAUUGUAGGUGUUAUUCCUUUUGGUUUUAGACAACAAGAGAGACAAGUAUAUUAGAUCUGUAGUUGUUUAUUCAAAACUCAGCAAACAGAAAAUUCAAAAUAGUUUGAAAAUAGCCAAAGCAACGCAAACUUGACAGAGUUUUAUUUCUACUAAACUAAUAUUUAUGUUUUUUUUUUAUGUUUAAUAAAAUAUUUCAAAAUCUAAAA
Messenger RNA from Mytilus californianus (California mussel), 5430 nucleotides. RefSeq names its product transient receptor potential cation channel subfamily M member-like 2. NCBI's taxonomy places the organism in Eukaryota, Metazoa, Mollusca, Bivalvia, Mytilida, Mytilidae. Gene Ontology annotation, molecular function: monoatomic cation channel activity. The record is from RefSeq and is a predicted model, not a curated record. Gene Ontology annotation, biological process: monoatomic cation transmembrane transport. Gene Ontology annotation, cellular component: membrane. The transcript has 32 exons. The coding region runs from base 200 to 4606 and encodes 1468 amino acids.